CCUCCGCGCGCGGGGGCCCGGCCACUCGGAGCAGCUCUGCCGCGGGGACUGCACCGCCCGCCCUGCCGGACCCGCCCCGAGCGGGGCUCGCCGCCUGCAACAGCCGCAGCACCGCGACCUCGGGCCCCGUGCGGGAUAUGGCUGUGCCCUGGGGCUGAGCGCGCAGGCUGUGUGACGGAGAUUCCCGAGGAGAAAGACUGAAGAGAGGAGAGGAAGGAGGGGCGGGCUCCUGGCAAGGCAUUUGCUCCUGAAUUGAGUCCUGCAGAAGAUGGAGAAGGAAGAGGAGACGACCCGGGAGCUGCUGCUGCCCAACUGGCAGGGCAGCGGCUCCCACGGGCUGACCAUUGCCCAGAGGGACAAUGGCGUCUUUGUGCAGGAGGUGAUGCAGAACUCCCCUGCGGCCCGCACUGGGGUGGUCAAGGAGGGGGACCAGAUUGUGGGUGCCACCAUCUACUUUGACAACCUGCAGUCGGGUGAGGUGACCCAGCUGCUGAACACCAUGGGGCACCACACUGUGGGCCUGAAGCUGCACCGCAAGGGGGACCGCUCCCCUGAGCCUGGCCAGACCUGGACGCACGAAGUCUUCACCGCCCGCAGCUCCGAAGUGGUUCUGAGCGGGGAUGAUGAGGAGUACCAGCGCAUCUACACCACAAAGAUCAAGCCUCGGCUGAAGUCGGAGGAUGGAGUGGAAGGAGAUCCUGGGGAGACCCAGAGCCGCACCAUCACAGUGACUAGAAGAGUCACGGCCUACACUGUGGACGUCACAGGUCGGGAAGGAGCCAAGGACAUCGACAUCAGCAGCCCUGAGUUCAAGAUCAAGAUUCCAAGGCACGAACUGACGGAAAUCUCCACCGUGGGUGUGGACACCCAGCCUGGGAAGACAGUGAUCAGAUUGCCCUCGGGCUCGGGGGCAGUGUCGCCAACCACAGGCUCUGCAGGGUCCAUUUCCGCUUCGGGACCAGAGCUCCAAGGUGCUGGCCACUCGAAGCUCCAGGUCACCGUGCCUGGGAUAAAGGUGGGAAGCCCGGGCGUCAGUGUCAGUGCAAAGGGCUUUGACUUGGGUGGCAAAGGAGGGGUCCAAGUUCCAGGAGUGGACAUUUCAUCUUCUCUAGGGGGUGGGGCAGUAGAGGUGCAGGGCUCCUCUCUUGAGAGUGGCAGUAAUGGGAAAAUUAAAAUUCCUACCAUGAAGAUGCCAAAAUUUGGUGUCUCAACAGGACCUGUUGAGGGUCAGGCGCCAGGGUUGAGUGUUUCUGCACCUGAAUUCUCUGUGGGGCACAAGGACAGCAAGCCAGGCUUGGCCAUUGGCGGGAACAUCCAGGCUCCUCAGCUAGAAGUUAGUGCCCCCUCUCUCAAUGUUGAGGGCAUUGAGGGGAAGCUGAAGGGCCCCCAGAUCACUGGGCCAUCACUUGAGGGUGACCUAGGCCUGAAAGGUGCCAAGCCACAGGGGAGCGUAGGGGUGGACAUCUCUGCUCCCAAAAUCGAGGGCAGCGUCCUUGGCCCCAGUGUGGAAGUUCGAGCCCCUGACGUUGAUAUCCAUGGGCCUGGAGGCAAACUGAAUUUACCCAAGAUGAACGUCCCCAAAUUCUCUGCAUCAGGUUCUAAGGGAGAGGGAGCUGGCAUUGAUGUGACACUGCCCACAGGUGAAGUGACUCUUCCAGGGAUCUCUGGAGACAUCAGGCUGCCUGAGGUUGCUCCUGGGGGGCUGGAAGGGAAGGUGAAGGGUACUAAAGUCAAGAGUCCUGAAAUGGUUAUUCAGAGACCUAAAAUCUCCAUGCAGGAUGUGGAUCUGAGCCUUGGGUCCCCUAAACUGAAAGGAGAUAUUCAGGUUUCUGCUCCUGGGGUGCAAGGUGAUGUUAAAGGCCCUCAGGUGGCAAUUAAAGGCUCCAAAGUGGACAUCGAGACACCCAGCCUAGAGGGGACCCUGACAGGCCCCAAGCUCAGUGGGCCUUCUGGGAAAACAGGAACCUGCAAGAUCUCUAUGGCAGACGUAGACUUAAGUGUGGCUGCACCUAAACUGAAAGGGGGUGUGGAUGUCACAGUCCCAGAAGUAGAAGGGAAAGUCAGAGUCCCUGAGGUUGACGUCAAAGGCCCCAAAGUGGAUGUCAGUGCCCCAGAUGUGAAUGUUCAUAGCCCAGAAUGGAACCUGCAAAUGCCCAAGAUGAAAAUGCCCAAGUUCAGCACUCCAGGAGUCAGAGGAGAAGGCCCAGAUGUAGACAUGAGUCUACCCAAAGGAGAUAUCAGUAUUUCAGGGCCCAAGGUCAACGUGGAAGCCCCAGAUGUCAACAUAGGGGACCUGGGGAGCAAACUUAAAGGCUCUGACAUUAAGCUGCCUGAAGUGAGUGUGAAGACACCAAAGAUCUCCAUGCCUGAUGUAGAUUUGCACGUUAAAGGCACAAAGGUAAAAGGAGAGUGUGAUAUAACAGUACCAAAACUUGAAGGAGAACUGAAAGGCCCCCAAAUGGACAUUGAUGCCCCAGAUGUGGACGUUCAUGGCCCAGACUGGCACCUGAAGAUGCCCAAAAUGAAAAUGCCCAAAUUCAGUGUGCCAGGGCUCACAGCAGAAGGCCCAGAAGUGGAUGUGAACCUGCCCAAGCCUGCUGUGGAUAUUUCUGGGCCCAAGGUAGAUGUUAGUGCUCCAGAUGUGAGCAUUGAGGGACCAGAAGGGAAAUUGAAAGGACCCAAGUUUAAGAUGCCUGAGAUGAAUCUCAAAGCCCCAAAGAUCUCAUUGCCAGAUGUGGACUUACAUUUGAAAGGCCCUGGAGCAAGAGGAGAAUAUGAUGUCACAGUGCCAAAGGUUGAAGGUGAGAUUAAAGUUCCUGAUGUUGAACUUAAAAGUGCUAAAAUGGACAUUGAUGCCCCAGAUGUGGAUGUUCAUGGCCCAGACUGGCACCUGAAGAUGCCCAAAGUGAAAAUGCCCAAGUUCGGCAUGCCAGGCUUCAAAGGAGAGGGCCCAGAAGUGGAUGUGAACCUGCCCAAAGCUGACAUUGACAUCUCAGGACCCAAGGUGGAUGUUGAAGUUCCAGAUGUGAGUAUUGAAGGACCUGAAGGAAAGCUGAAGGGUCCCAAGUUCAAGAUGCCUGAGAUGAAUAUCAAGGCCCCAAAGAUCUCCACGCCUGAUAUGGAUUUACAUAUGAAAGGGCCCAAGGUAAAGGGAGAAUAUGAUGUUACAGUGCCAAAGCUGGAAGGGGACCUGAAAGGGCCAAAAGUGGACGUCAGUGCCCCAGAUGUUGAAGUGCAUGGUCCUGAUUGGAACCUAAAGAUGCCCAAGAUGAAAAUGCCUAAAUUUACCAUGCCUAGCCUCAAAGGAGAGGGCCCAGAAUUGGAUGUGAACUUGCCCAAGGCCGAUGUGGACAUUUCUGCACCUAAGGUAGAUAUUAGUGCUCCAGAUCUGAGUCUUGAAGGACCAGAAGGGAAGCUGAAAGGUCCCAAGUUUAAGAUGCCUGAGAUGCACUUCAAAGCUCCUAAGAUGACUCUGCCAGAUGUUGACCUGGAUCUCAAAGGACCCAAAAUGAAAGGAGAUCUAGAUGUGUCUGCACCAAAGAUAGAAGGUGAGAUGAAAGUUCCAGAUGUGGACGUGAAAGGCCCUAAGGUAGAUAUUAAGGCACCAGAUGUGGAAGUUCAAGGUCCAGACUGGAGCCUAAAAAUGCCCAAGAUGAAAAUGCCUAAAUUCAGCAUGCCCAGCUUCAAAGGUGAGGGCCCAGAUGUGGACGUGAACCUGCCUAAAGCUGACAUUGACGUCACUGGACCCAAGGUUGGCAUUGAAGCCCCAGAUGUGAGCCUUGAGGGACCAGAAGGAAAGCUGAAGGGUCCCAAGUUUAAGAUGCCUGAGAUGCACUUCAAGGCCCCCAAGAUCUCCACGCCUGAUGUAGACUUACACCUGAAAGGCCCCAAAGUCAAAGGGGAUAUGGAUGUGUCUGUGCCCAAGAUAGAAGGUGAAAUGAAAGUGCCAGAUGUGGACAUCAAAGGCCCCAAAGUGGACGUUGAUGUCCCAGAUGUGGACGUUCAUGGCCCAGACUGGAACUUGAAAAUGCCCAAGAUGAAAAUGCCAAAGUUCAGCGUGCCCGGCUUCAAAGCAGAGGGUCCAGAAGUGGAUGUGAACCUGCCCAAAGCUGACAUCGACAUCUCUGGACCCAAGGUUGACAUUGAAGCCCCAGAUGUGAGCCUUGAGGGACCAGAAGGGAAGCUAAAGGGUCCCAAGUUUAGGAUGCCUGAGAUGCACUUCAAGGCCCCCAAGAUCUCCAUGCCUGAUGCGAACCUGAAUCUUAAGGGGCCGAAACUAAAGGGAGAUGUGGAUGUGACUUUGCCUGAUGUAGAAGGUGAAAUAAAAGUGCCAGAUGUUGACAUUAAAGGGCCCAAAGUUGACAUCAGUGCUCCAGAUGUUGAUGCUCAUGGCCCAGACUGGCACCUGAAAAUGCCCAAAAUGAAAAUGCCCAAGUUCAGCAUGCCUGGUUUCAAAGGAGAGGGCCCAGAAGUGGAUGUGAACCUGCCCAAGGCUGACAUUGAUGUCGCAGGACCCAAGGUGGACGUUGAAGUUCCAGAUGUGAAUAUUGAAGGUCCAAAUGCAAAACUGAAAGGUCCUAAAUUUAAGAUGCCAGAAAUGAAUAUAAAGCCUCAGAAGAUAUCCAUGCCAGAUGUUGGUUUGCAUUUGAAAGGUCCUAAAAUGAAAGGAGAUUAUGAUGUUGCAGUUCCAAAAGUAGAAGGAGAGAUAAAAGCUCCUGAUGUUGACAUCAAAGGUCCUAAGGUGGACAUUAAUGCACCAGAUGUGGGAGUUCAUGGCCCAGACUGGCACCUGAAGAUGCCCAAAGUGAAAAUGCCCAAGUUCAGCAUGCCUGGCUUCAAAGGAGAGGGCCCAGAGGUGGAUGUGAAACUACCAAAGGCUGACAUUGAUGUCUCUGGACCCAAGGUAGACAUUGAUGCUCCAGAUGUGAAUAUUGAAGGUCCAGAGGGAAAACUAAAGGGUCCCAAGUUCAAGAUGCCAAGCAUGAAUAUACAGACACACAAAAUCUCUAUGCCUGAUGUUGGACUAAAUCUGAAAGCCCCUAAACUAAAAACUGAUGUAGAUGUUUCCCUUCCCAAAGUGGAAGGAAACUUGAAGGGUCCUGAAAUUGAUGUGAAAGCUCCUAAGAUGGAUGUAGAUGUUGGUGAUAUUGAUAUUGAAUGUCCAGAAGGAAAGGUGAAAGGCCCCAAGUUUAAGAUGCCUGAGAUGCAUUUCAAAGCCCCCAAGAUCUCCAUGCCUGAUGUAGACUUACACUUGAAAGGACCCAAAGUCAAAGGGGAUAUGGAUGUGUCUGUGCCCAAGAUAGAAGGUGAAAUGAAAGUCCCAGAUGUUGACGUUAAAGGACCCAAAGUGGAUGUCGAUGUGCCAGAUGUGGAUGUUCAUGGCCCAGACUGGCACCUGAAGAUGCCCAAAGUGAAAAUGCCCAAGUUCAGCAUGCCGGGCUUCAAAGGAGAGGGCCCAGAAGUGGAUGUGAACUUGCCAAAGGCUGACAUUAAUGUUUCUGGCCCCAAAGUGGACAUUGAUGCUCCUGAUUUGGAUAUUGAGGGACCAGAAGGAAAAUUAAAAGGCUCUAAAUUUAAGAUGCCUAAGUUGAACAUCAAAUCUUCCAAGAUAUCCAUGCCAGAUGUGGACUUGAAUUUGAAGGGACCCAAACUGAAAGGAGAGAUAGAUGCUUCUGUGCCAGAACUAGAAGGUGAUCUCAGAGGCCCGCAAGUUGAUAUCAAAGGUCCCAGUGUAGAUGUGGAGGUUCCUGAUGUUGAUCUGGAAUGUCCUGAUGCUAAGUUGAAAGGCCCUAAGUUUAAGAUGCCGGACAUGCACUUCAAGGCUCCCAAGAUCUCCAUGCCUGAUGUACACUUGAAAGGCCCCAAAGUCAAAGGGGAUAUGGAUGUGUCUGUGCCAAAAUUGGAGGGAGAUUUGAAAGGCCCCAGUGUGGACGUGGAGGUGCCUGAUGUUGAUCUGGAAUGUCCUGAUGCUAAGUUGAAAGGCCCUAAGUUUAAGAUGCCAGACAUGCACUUCAAGGCCCCCAAGAUCUCCAUGCCUGAUAUACACUUGAAAGGCCCCAAAGUCAAAGGGGAUAUGGAUGUGUCUGUGCCAAAAUUGGAGGGAGAUUUGAAAGGUCCCAGUGUGGACGUGGAGGUGCCUGAUGUUGAUCUGGAAUGUCCUGAUGCUAAGUUGAAAGGCCCUAAGUUUAAGAUGCCAGACAUGCACUUCAAGGCCCCCAAGAUCUCCAUGCCUGAUGUAGACUUACACUUGAAAGGCCCCAAAGUCAAAGGGGAUAUGGAUGUGUCUGUGCCCAAAAUAGAAGGCGAAAUGAAAGUGCCAGAUGUGGACAUCAAAGGCCCCAAAGUGGACGUUGAUGUCCCAGAUGUGGACGUUCAUGGCCCAGACUGGAACUUGAAAAUGCCCAAGAUGAAAAUGCCAAAGUUCAGCGUGCCCGGCUUCAAAGCAGAGGGUCCAGAAGUGGAUGUGAACCUGCCCAAAGCUGACAUCGACAUCUCUGGACCCAAGGUUGACAUUGAAGCCCCAGAUGUGAGUCUUGAGGGACCAGAAGGGAAGCUGAAGGGUCCCAAGUUUAAGAUGCCUGAGAUGCACUUCAAGGCCCCCAAGAUCUCCAUGCCUGACGUAGACUUACACCUGAAAGGCCCCAAAGUCAAAGGGGAUAUGGAUGUGUCUGUGCCAAAAUUGGAGGGAGAUUUGAAAGGCCCCAGUGUGGACGUGGAGGUGCCUGAUGUUGAUCUGGAAUGUCCUGAUGCUAAGUUGAAAGGCCCUAAGUUUAAGAUGCCAGACAUGCACUUCAAGGCCCCCAAGAUCUCCAUGCCUGAUAUACACUUGAAAGGCCCCAAAGUCAAAGGGGAUGUCGAUGUGUCUGUGCCCAAAAUAGAAGGUGAAAUGAAAGUGCCAGAUGUGGACAUCAAAGGCCCCAAAGUUGACGUUGAUGUCCCAGAUGUGGAUGUUCAUGGCCCAGAUUGGCACCUGAAGAUGCCCAAGAUGAAAAUGCCCAAGUUCAGCAUGCCUGGCUUCAAAGCAGAGGGCCCAGAAGUGGAUGUGAACCUGCCCAAGGCCGACAUUGACAUCACUGGACCCAAGGUUGACAUUGAAGCUCCAGAUGUGAACAUUGAGGGUCCAGAAGGAAAACUGAAGGGCCCUAAGUUCAAGAUGCCUGAAAUGCACUUUCAUGCCCCCAAGAUCUCCAUGCCUGAUGUUGAUUUCAACUUAAAGGGACCUAAAGUCAAAGGAGACUUUGAUGUUUCGGCCCCAAAGAUGGAAGGAGAGUUCAAGAGUCCAGAAUUGGAUGUCAAGGGCCCCAAAUUGGAUGCUGACAUGCCAGACGUAACUUUGGAAGGCCCAGAUGGCAAAUGGAAAAGUCCUAAAUUUAAGAUGCCAGACAUGCACUUUAAAGCUCCCAAAAUCUCCAUGCCAGACAUUGAUCUACACUUAAAAAGCCCCAAGAUAAAGGGAGAGGUGGAUGUAGAUGCUCCAAAAUUGGAAGGUGGCCUUAAAGGGCCAGACCUCAAGGGUGACAUCAGUGGGCCAGAUAUUGACAUUGAAGGACCAGAGGGCAAAUUGAAAGGCCCCAAGUUCAAGAUGCCAGACAUGCAUUUCAAAGUCCCCAGUAUUUCUAUGCCUGAUGUGGACCUAAAUCUGAAAGGACCGAAAGUCAAGGGGGAUGUAGAUGUGUCUGUGCCUGAGGCAGAAGGUAAAAUUAAAGUACCAGAUGUGAACAUCAAGGGCCCCAAGGUAGACAUAAGUGCUCCUGAGGUGCAUGGCCCAGACUGGCACCUGAAGAUGCCCAAGAUGAAAAUGCCCAAGUUCAGCAUGCCAGGCUUCAAAGGAGAGGGCCCAGAAGUGGACAUGAACCUGCCCAAGGCCGACAUUGAUGUCUCAGCUCCCAAAGUCGACAUUGAAGGCCCUGAUGUUAACAUUGAAGGACCAGAGGGAAAGGUGAAAGGUCCAAAGUUCAAGAUGCCUGAGAUGAACAUCAAAGCCCCAAAGAUCUCCAUGCCGGAUGUAGAUUUACACUUGAAAGGUCCUAAGGUCAAAGGAGAUGUAGACAUUUCCCUGCCGAAGGUGGAAGGUGACCUAAAAGGCCCUAAAGUGGACAUUGAUGCCCCUGAUGUGGAUAUUCAAGGUCCAGACUGGCACCUGAAGAUGCCCAAGAUGAAAAUGCCGAAGUUCAGCAUGCCAGGCUUCAAAGGAGAGGGCCCAGAAGUGGAUGUAAACUUGCCCAAGGCCGACAUUGAUGUCUCAGCGCCCAAAGUGGACAUCGAAGGCCCUGAUGUUAACAUUGAAGGACCAGAGGGAAAGUUGAAAGGUCCAAAGUUCAAGAUGCCUGAGAUGAACAUCAAAGCCCCCAAGAUCUCCAUGCCGGACUUUGAUUUGCACCUGAAAGGUCCCAAGGUAAAGGGCGAUGUAGAUGUUUCCCUGCCUAAGGUGGAAGGUGACCUCAAGGCCCCUGAGGUUGACCUCAAAGGGCCCAAAGUGGACAUUGAUGCCCCUGAUGUGGAUGUUCAUGGCCCAGACUGGCACCUGAAGAUGCCCAAGAUAAAAAUGCCCAAGAUCAGCAUGCCAGGCUUCAAAGGAGAGGGCCCAGAAGUGGAUGUGAACCUGCCCAAAGCCGACAUUGAUGUCACUGGGCCCAAGGUGGACAUUGAAGGACCUGACGUUAAUAUUGAAGGACCAGAAGGAAAGUGGAAAAGUCCAAAGUUUAAGAUGCCUGAAAUGCAUUUUAAGACUCCAAAGAUAUCCAUGCCAGAUAUUGAUCUUAAUCUAACAGGUCCGAAAAUGAAAGGAGAAGUGGAUGUCACAGGUCCAAAGGUAGAGGGAGAUCUGAAAGGCCCUGAAGUUGACCUCAAAGGCCCAAAAGUGGACAUUGAUGUCCCUGAUGUGGACGUUCAUGGCCCAGACUGGCACCUGAAGAUGCCCAAGAUGAAAAUGCCCAAGUUCAGUAUGCCAGGCUUCAAAGGAGAGGGCCCAGAAGUGGAUGUGAACCUGCCCAAGGCUGACAUUGAUGUCACUGGACCCAAGGUGGACAUUGAAGGUCCAGAUGUUAAUAUUGAAGGACCAGAAGGAAAGUUGAAAGGUCCUAAGUUCAAGAUGCCUGAGAUGAACAUUAAAGCCCCCAAGAUCUCCAUGCCGGACUUUGAUUUGCAUCUGAAAGGUCCCAAGGUAAAGGGCGAUGUGGAUGUUUCUCUGCCCAAAGUUGAAGGUGACCUCAAAGGACCUGAAGUUGACCUCAAAGGCCCCAAAGUGGACAUUGAUGUCCCAGAUGUGGAUGUUCAUGGCCCAGAUUGGCACCUGAAGAUGCCUAAGGUGAAGAUGCCCAAGUUCAGCAUGCCGGGCUUCAAAGGAGAGGGCCCAGAAGUGGAUGUGAACCUGCCCAAGGCCGACAUUGAUGUCUCAGGACCCAAGGUGGACAUUGAUGUUCCAGAUGUGAAUAUCGAAGGUCCAGAUGCAAAACUGAAAGGCCCCAAGUUCAAGAUGCCAGAGAUGAACAUCAAAGCUCCUAAGAUCUCCAUGCCGGACUUUGACUUAAACCUGAAAGGUCCCAAAGUAAAGGGUGAUGUUGAUGUUUCCCUGCCUAAGGUGGAAGGUGACCUCAAGGGCCCCGAAGUUGACCUCAAAGGGCCCAAAGUGGACAUUGAUGUCCCUGAUGUGGACGUUCAUGGCCCAGACUGGCACCUGAAGAUGCCUAAGGUGAAGAUGCCCAAGUUCAGCAUGCCGGGCUUCAAAGGAGAGGGCCCAGAAGUGGACGUGAACCUGCCCAAGGCCGACAUUGACGUCUCAGGACCCAAGGUGGACAUUGAUGUUCCAGAUGUGAAUAUCGAGGGUCCAGAUGCAAAGCUGAAGGGCCCCAAGUUUAAGAUGCCCGAGAUGAACAUCAAAGCUCCUAAAAUAUCCAUGCCAGAUUUGGACUUGAAUCUUAAAGGCCCUAAAAUGAAAGGAGAGGUGGAUGUUUCACUUCCAAAUGUAGAAGGUGAUUUGAAAGGCCCUACUCUUGACAUCAAGGGCCCGAAGAUAGAUGUAGAUGCUCCUGACAUUGACAUUCAUGGCCCGGAAGGCAAAUUAAAAGGUCCCAAACUGAAGAUGCCUGACAUGCAUGUAAAUGUGCCCAAGAUCUCCAUGCCAGAAAUUGACCUGAAUUUAAAAGGCUCAAAGCUUAAGGGAGAUGUUGAUGUUUCUGGGCCCAAAUUGGAAGGCGACAUUAAAGCUCCCAAGUUGGAUGUAAAGGGCCCAGAAGUGGACAUUUCUGGUCCUAAGGUCAAUAUUGAAGGCAAGUCAAAGAAAUCUCGUUUUAAGCUUCCCAAAUUCAAUUUUUCGGGCUCUAAAGUUCAGACACCUGAGGUGGAUGUGAAAGUUAAAAAGCCAGAUAUUGAUGUAACAGGUCCAAAAGUUGAUAUUAAUGCUCCUGAUGUUGAGGUCCAAGGGAAAGUGAAAGGAAGCAAGUUCAAAAUGCCUUUCCUGAGUAUUUCAUCUCCUAAAGUUUCUAUGCCUGAUGUGGAAUUAAAUCUGAAAGGUCCUAAAGUCAAAGGAGACUUAGAUGUUGCAGGUCCUAAUUUAGAAGGUGACUUUAAAGGACCCAAAGUGGAUAUUAAGGCACCAGAAGUUCAUCUUGAUGCACCUGAUGUGGAUGUUCAUGGUCCAGACUGGAAUUUGAAAAUGCCCAAGAUGAAGAUGCCCAAGUUCAGUGUGCCUGGCUUAAAAGCAGAAGGGCCCGAUGUGGCUGUGGGUCUUCCAAAGGGAGAUGUCAACAUAGAGGCUCCAAGAAUGGACAUUGAGGGCCCAGAAAUUAAUGUGGAAGGUCUAGAAGGAGGCUUGAAAGGUCCUAAACUCAAGAUGCCUGACCUGAAUAUCAAAGCUCCCAAGAUCUCUAUGCCUGACAUUGAUUUAAACCUCAAGGGCCCCAAGGUGAAAGGUGAUGUGGAUGUUUCUCUGCCCAAAGUUGAAGGGGAUCUGAAAGGGCCAGAGGUUGAUAUCAAAGGCCCAAAAGUGGACAUUGAUGCCCCUGAUGUGGACGUUCAUGGCCCAGACUGGCACCUGAAGAUGCCCAAGGUGAAAAUGCCCAAGUUCAGCAUGCCAGGCUUCAAAGGAGAGGGCCCAGAAGUGGAUGUUACCCUCCCUAAAGCUGACAUUGAUAUUUCUGGCCCCAAAGUGGACAUCAACGCCCCAGAUGUGAAUAUUGAAGGUCCAGAUGCAAAACUGAAGGGCCCUAAGUUCAAGAUGCCAGAGAUGAACAUCAAAGCCCCCAAAAUUUCCAUGCCUGACAUUGAUCUGAACCUGAAGGGCCCCAAAAUGAAGGGUGAUGUGGACGUGUCUUUGCCAAAAGUGGAAGGUGACCUCAAGGGCCCUGAGGUUGACAUCAAGGGCCCCAAAGUGGACAUUGAUGCUCCUGAUAUUAACAUUGAAGGCCCAGAGGGGAAAUUGAAGGGGCCCAAAUUCAAGAUGCCAGAGAUGCACCUGAAGGCUCCCAAGAUCUCCAUGCCUGAUAUUGACUUAAACCUGAAGGGCCCCAAGGUGAAAGGUGAUGUGGAUGUCUCCCUUCCCAAGAUUGAAGGGGAUCUGAAAGGCCCUGAAGUUGACCUCAAAGGUCCUAAAGUGGACAUUGAUGCCCCUGAUGUGGAUGUCCAUGGCCCAGAUUGGCACCUGAAGAUGCCCAAGAUAAAAAUGCCCAAGAUCAGCAUGCCAGGCUUCAAAGGAGAGGGCCCAGAAGUGGACGUGAACCUGCCCAAGGCCGACAUUGAUGUCUCAGCACCCAAAGUGGACAUUGAAGGCCCUGAUGUUAACAUUGAAGGACCAGAGGGAAAGGUGAAAGGUCCUAAGUUCAAGAUGCCUGAGAUGAACAUCAAAGCCCCCAAGAUCUCCAUGCCGGACUUUGAUUUGCACCUGAAAGGUCCCAAGGUAAAGGGCGAUGUGGAUGUUUCCCUGCCUAAGGUGGAAGGUGACCUCAAGGCCCCUGAGGUUGACCUCAAAGGGCCCAAAGUGGACAUUGAUGCCCCUGAUGUGGAUGUUCAUGGCCCAGACUGGCACCUAAAGAUGCCCAAGAUAAAAAUGCCCAAGAUCAGCAUGCCAGGCUUCAAAGGAGAGGGCCCAGAAGUGGAUGUGAACCUGCCCAAAGCCGACAUUGAUCUCUCAGCACCCAAGGUGGACAUUGAUGUUCCAGAUGUGAAUAUCGAAGGUCCAGAUGCAAAACUGAAGGGCCCCAAGUUCAAGAUGCCUGAGAUGAAUAUCAAAGCCCCCAAGAUCUCCAUGCCGGACUUUGAUUUGCAUCUGAAAGGUCCUAAGGUGAAAGGAGAUGUUGAUGUUUCCCUGCCUAAGGUGGAAGGGGACCUAAAGGCCCCUGAAGUUGACAUCAAAGGACCCAAAGUGGACAUUGAUGUCCCUGAUGUGGACGUUCAUGGCCCAGACUGGCACCUGAAGAUGCCUAAAGUGAAGAUGCCCAAGUUCAGCAUGCCGGGCUUCAAAGGAGAGGGCCCAGAAGUGGAUGUGAGUCUGCCCAAGGCUGAUAUUGAUGUCUCAGGACCCAAGGUGGAUGUAGACACUCCUGACAUUGACAUUCAUGGUCCAGAAGGGAAACUGAAAGGCCCCAAGUUUAAAAUGCCUGACCUUCACCUCAAGGCACCCAAGAUCUCCAUGCCUGAAGUAGACCUGAAUCUGAAGGGACCCAAGGUAAAGGGUGAUGUGGACGUUUCCCUGCCUAAGGUGGAAGGUGACCUCAAGGGCCCCGAAGUUGACCUCAAAGGGCCCAAAGUAGACAUUGAUGUCCCUGAUGUGGACGUUCAUGGCCCAGACUGGCACCUGAAGAUGCCUAAGGUGAAAAUGCCCAAGUUCAGCAUGCCGGGCUUCAAAGGAGAGGGCCCAGAAGUGGAUGUGAAUCUGCCCAAGGCCGACAUUGACGUCUCAGGACCCAAGGUGGACAUUGAUGUUCCAGAUGUGAAUAUCGAAGGUCCAGAUGCAAAACUGAAAGGCCCCAAGUUCAAGAUGCCAGAGGUGAACAUCAAAGCUCCUAAGAUCUCCAUGCCGGACUUUGACUUAAACCUGAAAGGUCCCAAAGUAAAGGGUGAUGUUGAUGUUUCCCUGCCUAUGGUGGAAGGUGACCUCAAGGGCCCCGAAGUUGACCUCAAAGGGCCCAAAGUGGACAUUGAUGUCCCUGAUGUGGACGUUCAUGGCCCAGACUGGCACCUGAAGAUGCCUAAGGUGAAGAUGCCCAAGUUCAGCAUGCCGGGCUUCAAAGGAGAGGGCCCAGAAGUGGACGUGAACCUGCCCAAGGCCGACAUUGACGUCUCAGGACCCAAGGUGGACAUUGAUGUUCCAGAUGUGAAUAUCGAGGGUCCAGAUGCAAAGCUGAAGGGCCCCAAGUUCAAGAUGCCUGAGAUGAACAUCAAAGCCCCCAAAAUCUCCAUGCCUGACCUUGACUUUAGCCUGAAGGGCCCCAAAAUGAAGAGUGAUGUGGAUGUCUCUCUGCCUAAAGUGGAAGGUGACCUCAAGGGCCCUGAGGUGGACAUCAAGGGCCCUAAAUUGGACAUUGACACUCCUAAUAUCAAUGUUGAAGGUCCAGAAGGAAAACUGAAGGGGCCCAAAUUUAAGAUGCCAGAGAUGAACAUUAAAGCCCCCAAGAUCUCCAUGCCUGACUUUGACUUAAACCUCAAAGGGCCAAAGGUAAAGGGAGAUGUGGACCUUUCACUACCUAAGGUGCAAGGUGAUCUGAAAGGUCCAGAGGUGGACAUUGAAGGUCCUGAAGGGAAACUCAAAGGUCCCAAAUUUAAGAUGCCUGAUGUCCAUUUCAAAACCCCACAAAUCUCCAUGAGUGACAUUGAUUUGAACUUGAAAGGACCUAAGAUUAAAGGAGAUUUGGACGUUUCCAUUCCUAAACUGGAAGGAGAUAUGAAAGGCCCCAAAGUGGAUGUUAAAGGCCCUAAGCUGGACAUAGACACUCCUGACAUUGACAUUCAUGGUCCAGAAGGGAAACUGAAAGGCCCCAAGUUUAAAAUGCCUGACCUUCACCUCAAGGCACCCAAGAUCUCCAUGCCUGAAGUCGACCUGAAUCUGAAGGGACCCAAGGUAAAGGGUGAUGUGGACGUUUCCCUGCCUAAGGUGGAAGGUGACCUCAAGGGCCCCGAAGUUGACCUCAAAGGACCCAAAGUGGACAUUGAUGCCCCUGAUGUGGAUGUUCAUGGCCCAGACUGGCACCUGAAGAUGCCUAAGGUGAAGAUGCCCAAGUUCAGCAUGCCGGGCUUCAAAGGAGAGGGCCCAGAAGUGGAUGUGAACCUGCCCAAGGCUGACAUUGACGUCUCAGGACCCAAGGUGGACAUUGAUGUUCCAGAUGUGAAUAUUGAAGGUCCAGAUGCAAAACUGAAGGGCCCCAAGUUCAAGAUGCCAGAGAUGAACAUCAAAGCUCCUAAGAUCUCCAUGCCAGACUUUGACUUAAACCUGAAAGGUCCCAAAGUAAAGGGUGAUGUUGAUGUUUCUCUGCCUAAGGUGGAAGGUGACCUCAAGGGCCCUGAAGUUGACCUCAAAGGGCCCAAAGUGGACAUUGAUGUCCCUGAUGUGGACGUUCAUGGCCCAGACUGGCACCUGAAGAUGCCUAAGGUGAAGAUGCCCAAGUUCAGCAUGCCGGGCUUCAAAGGAGAGGGCCCAGAAGUGGAUGUGAACCUGCCCAAGGCCGACAUUGACGUCUCAGGACCCAAGGUGGACAUUGAUGUUCCAGAUGUGAAUAUCGAAGGUCCAGAUGCAAAGCUGAAGGGCCCCAAGUUCAAGAUGCCUGAGAUAAAUAUCAAAGCUCCCAAAAUCUCCAAGCCUGAUGUUGACCUGGAUUUAAAAGGACCCAAAAUCAAAGGAGAUUUUGAUGUGUCUGUCCCUAAGAUUGAAGGUACUUUCAAAGGCCCAGAAGUAGACCUUAAAGGUCCAGGUCUGGAUUUUGAAGGCCCUGAUGCCAAACUCAGUGGCCCAAAUUUGAAGAUGCCAUCGCUGGAUAUAUCUGCUCCUAAAGUAACUGCUCCCGAUAUUGAUUUGCAUCUCAAGGCACCCAAAAUUGGAGUUUCUGGUCCCAAGUUAGAAGGUGGUGAACUGGACCUCAAGGGGCCCAAAGUUGAUUUAGAAGCUCCAAGCUUAGGUGUACACAUGGAGAGCCCAGAUCUUAACAUUGAGGGCCCGGAUGUUAAAAUUCCCAAAUUUAAGAAACCCAAGUUUGGAUUUGGGGCAAAGAGCCCCAAAGCUGACUUCAAGUCACCUUCACUUGAUGUGACUGUUCCUGAGGCUGAGCUGAACGUUGAGACUCCUGAAAUUAGUGUUGGUGGCAAGGGCAAGAAAAGUAAGUUUAAAAUGCCUAAAAUUCACAUGAGUGGUCCUAAAAUUAAGGCCAAGAAACAAGGAUUUGAUUUGAACGUUCCUGGGGGUGAAGUGGAUGCCAGUCUCAAGACUCCUGAUGUGGACGUCAAUGUUGCAGGACCAGAUGCCACGCUUAAAGUUGAUGUGAAAUCUCCCAAAACCAAGAAACCUAUGUUUGGAAAAAUGUACUUCCCAGAUGUAGAAUUUGACAUUAAAUCAUCUAAAUUUAAAGCGGAAGCCUCCCUCCCUAGCCCCAAAAUGGAGGGUGAAAUCCAUGCACCUGAUGUGGAUAUUUCGUCACCAGGGAUUAAUGUGGAAGGUCCUGACAUCAGGCUGAAGUCUCCCAAGGUCAAAGUGCCAGGUAUGGAUGUUUCAGGGCCAAAAGUAGAGGGCGACCUGAAAGGCCCCAGGGUGCAGGCAAACUUGGACGCACCUGACAUCAACAUUGAAGGCCCAGAUGCUAAAGUCAAAGCGUUUGGCAUUUCUGCCCCUCAAGUCUCCAUCCCCGAUGUGAAUGUUAGCUUGAAAGGACCAAAGAUAAAGGGUGAUGUCCCUGCGGUGGGCCUGGAAGGACCAGAUGUAGAUCUUCAAGGUCCAGAAUCAAAAAUCAAGUUCCCCAAGUUUUCGAUGCCCAAGAUCGGCGUCCCUGGUGUGAAAAUGGAGGGUGAGGGAGCUGAGGUCCAUGCCCACCUGCCCUCUCUUGAAGGAGGCUUGAGUGCAUCAGAUGUUAAGCUUGAAGGCCCUGAUGUGUCUCUGAAGGGGCCAAAAGUAGACUUGCCUUCAGUGAACCUGUCUAUGCCAAAAGUCUCUGGACCUGACCUUGACCUGAACUUGAAAGGACCAAGUUUGAAGGGAGACCUGGAUGCAUCUGUUCCCAGCGUGAAGGUGCAUGCUCCAGGGCUUGACCUCAGAGGUGUCGGUGGAAAGGUGAAGAUGGAAGGAGACGGUGUGAAAGUGCCAGGGAUCGAUGCCACAACAACACUUAACGUUGGUGUACCAGAUGUGACCCUGAAGGGACCAAACCUGCAGGGAGACCUGGCUGUCUCUGGUGACAUCAAGUGCCCUAAAGUAUCAGUAGGUGCUCCUGAUCUAAGCUUGGAGGCACCUGAAGGUAGUAUUAAACUUCCCAAAAUGAAGCUGCCCCAGUUUGGCAUCUCUGCUCCAGGGUCCGACUUGGACAUUAAUGUCAAGGGGCCACAGGUUACUGGAGAACUCAAGGGGCCAGGCAUGGAUGUGAACCUGGGAGGUCUGAAUCUGAAGGGGCCUCAGAUCUCUGGCCCUCAAAUCUCAGCACCGGAUGUGGACUUGAACUUGGAAGGACCAAAAGUAAAAGGGAGCCUUGGGGCCACUGGUGAGAUGAAAGGCCCCACCAUUGGAGGAAGUCUUUCGGGCAUCGGUGUUCAGGGCCUGGAAGGAAACCUUCAAAUGCCUGGAAUUAAGUCCUCUGGAUGUGAUGUAGAGCUACCAGGUGUGAAUGUGAAACUCCCAACUGGGCAAAUUUCUGGUCCUGAAAUCAAAGGUGAUCUGAAAGGUUUCCAUGGGGCUGCUCCCGACAUUAGCGUGAAGGGGCCUUCAUUUAAUGUGGCAUCUCCUGAGUCUGAUUUUGGUGUCAGCUUGAAGGGCCCAAAAAUCAAAGGAGGUGUGGACAUCUCAGGGGGUGUCAGCGCCCCAGAUAUCAGCCUGGGCGAAGGGCAUAUGGGUGUCAAAGGUUCUGGGGCCGAGUGGAAAGGACCCCAGGUCUCCUCCGCUCUCAACUUGGAUGCACCUAAGCUGGCUGGGGGACUUCAUUUCUCAGGACCAAAGGUAGAAGGAAGUGCGAAAGGAGGCCAGAUUGGACUCCAGGGUCCUGGGCUGAGUGUGUCUGGGCCUCAAGGUCACUUGGAAAGCGGAUCUGGAAAAGUAACAUUCCCCAAGAUGAAAAUCCCCAAAUUCACCUUCUCUGGCCGGGAGCUGGUUGGCAGAGAAGUGGGGGUGGAUAUUAGCUUUCCUAAAGCAGAGGCCAGUGUCCAGUCUGGUGCUGGAGAGGGCGAGUGGGAAGACUCCGACAUCAAACUCAAAAAGUCUAAAAUCAAAAUGCCCAAAUUCAAUUUUUCCAAACCUAAAGGGAAAGGUGGUGUCACCGGCUCACCAGAAGCAUCCAUUUCGGGGUCCAAAGGUGACCUGAAGAGCUCCAAGGCCAGCCUCGGCUCUCUGGAAGGAGAGGCAGAGGCCGAAACAUCUUCGUCCAAAGGCAAAUUUUCCUUAUUUAAAAGUAAGAAGCCACAGCACCGCUCAAAUUCCUUCAGUGAUGAAAGGGAGCUCUCUGCACCUUCCACCCCGCCCGGGACUUUGGAGUUUGAAGGUGGAGAAGUGUCGCUGGAAGGCGGGAAAGUCAAAGGGAAACAAGGAAAGCUGAAAUUUGGUACCUUUGGUGGAUUGGGGUCAAAGAGCAAAGGUCAUUAUGAGGUGACUGGGAGCGAUGAUGAGGCAGGCAAGUUACAGGGGAGUGGAGUGUCCUUGGCCUCUAAGAAGUCCCGACUGUCAUCUUCUUCUAGCAAUGACAGUGGGACUAAGAUUGGCGUCCAGCUUCCCGAGGUGGAGCUGGCGGUUUCCACUAAGAAAGAGUAGCUGACCUUUUUGUGUGUACAUAUAUGUAUAAAAAGACAUCAGCCUUGGGUGUGUUUGUAUAUAAACUCCAAAGAGAAACACACCAACAGCCUCGGCAAUAAUGCAAAGAUCUGGCCUCGGCCAGUGGCAAGCGCUGACCGCCUUUAGGCUCCCGGAGCUUUCCAGAUAGGUAAAGAGUUCCAAGUUCGUCCAGCCUGUGUGCAAAAUCAACAGUAUUUGCCUUAAGAUUUCAGUUUUUUUGCAUUGAACGCUGAGAGCUCCUGUUUACUAAGCAAGCUUUUGUGUUUAUUAUCUUCAUUUUUACUGAACAUUGUUAGUGUCGGGGUAAUGGAAACCCACUUUUUCAUUGUAAUGACUUUUGGGGCUUUUGUUAGUAAGGGUGGGGUGGGGUAGAAGGCAGUAGAGGGGGCCAGACCUCCAUUUCUCCUAAGAUUGGAUCUACUCAAACAGUAAACACCCAAAGAAGGCCGAGAGGAGCUGGCAGGCAGGGCGUGUGGGUGUUCUUAGAACUCUAGCAUCAUCGCCUUUUUCUCCAGGGGCUGCGGUCACAGCAAGUUUGGUGUUCACAGCGGGAGGGUGUUAGAAUAUGUUUGCAAAUUGGCCAACCUACCCGCUCACUAGGAGGGGCUUCCAUUUUGUGAAUUGUAAGAGAAAUGUUUUCUUGACCGCCGUGCUCCUGACUCUGAUUUCUUUUAACAAAUGUUAUCAUGAUUAAGAAAUUUUCCAGCACUUUAAUGGCAAAUUAAUUAAGAAUGUAAGAAAAAUGGAUGCUGUCCAAGGCAAAUAAAGCUGUUCAUUAACCCUGA
This is a messenger RNA of Equus caballus (horse), 18732 nucleotides long. RefSeq names its product AHNAK nucleoprotein (gene AHNAK). NCBI's taxonomy places the organism in Eukaryota, Metazoa, Chordata, Mammalia, Perissodactyla, Equidae. Gene Ontology annotation, molecular function: protein binding. The record is from RefSeq and is a predicted model, not a curated record. Gene Ontology annotation, biological process: regulation of RNA splicing. Gene Ontology annotation, cellular component: costamere; cytoplasm; nucleus.